AUGCAAGUGAAGGUUGACGGAGCAUUGGUUGGUUUAUUUUCACGCAACGACAGUCUGAGCAGCAUAGCCCAGGCGACAUCAUGUGUGGUGAAGGCACCCACACACUUCAACAAGAGGACUCAACCUCAUGCUGUCUUUGAGAUAUCAGGUGCAAGUGAGGAAGCAGUAACAGCAGCACUGGACCUUCUUGCUUCUGAGCUCGCACAGGCCAUCGACAGCCCUGCAGUGGGCUACUCGCACUUCCUCUCCCUCCCCCUCGCCUCGCACCGCCCGCUGGUGGCUCGCCUCAGUGACUUGCGCUCCUCCUUGCUGCAGUCGGUGGGCUUCCCCUGCACCCACGAGCACCUCACAGCGCCAGCUGACGCUGCUGCUGGUAGCACUGCUGGUGUUGAUGGUGCUGCUGGUGAUGCUGCUACUGCUGAUGGUGGUGACAAUGCUUCUGGUGAUGCUGAUGGUUGGGCUACAAUAAGGGAGGGAGAGGGAGAAGGCGAUGUGGAGGGAGAAGGUGUGAAGGAUGAUUGUGCAGCAGCAGUCGGGGCGAGGGAAGGGAUAGAAGACUGUGGGGAGGAAGCGGUGGAAGGGGAAGGGAGAGCAGAUGCGAGUGCGGGAGAGGAGGGAACAGGAGGAAGUGUGAGAAGAGGAGGGAAGAGAGUGCGCGAUGGUGACGAUGCUGCUGCUGCUGCUGCCGAUCCUGUUACUGCAGCAGUGGGUGCUGCAGUUGGCGAUGCCUCCGCUGCUACAACUGCUGGCGGCGAGUCUUGUGUGUGUGCUGCAAGGGGGAAGGGUGGUGAAGAAGAGAGGGCGGCAGUUGCAGGGCAAGAAAGGGAGAGCGGAGAGGAAAAGUCUUGGGAGCAGCAGCCAGGUGGUCAGAGAGGGAAGGGAGUGAAGGACAAGUAUGGGGGCGUGCACCCGUCCAUCUUCAUCAACCCAGCCACCUUCCACCUCACCGUGCAAAUGCUCAAGCUCUGGUCGCCCCUCCGCGUGCAAGCAGCCGCUGACGCCCUGCAGGCGGCCAUGCCGAGAGUGCAAGAAGUGUUGGGCGACGCGCCUCUUGUCAUUCGCCUCCUUGGCCUCAAGUGCAUGCGGGGGCAUCCCUCCAAGGCGCAUGUGCUGUAUGCUGACAUGCAGGAGGUGGAUGGGGGCAACCGCCUCCGUGCCGUCUGCGAGGUUCUGAGGGCAGCGUGCAGGGAGGCAGGGCUAGUCACACCUAGGGACUGCCAUCAGCCGCUUAAGCUGCACGCCACCAUCAUGAACACGAGCCACCGGAAAGG
Closterium sp. NIES-65 is the source of this 1271-nucleotide messenger RNA. The record is from the annotation of a GenBank genome assembly. Lineage: Eukaryota; Viridiplantae; Streptophyta; Zygnematophyceae; Desmidiales; Closteriaceae.